UGCCUGCCAGACAGCUUGAACCUUCACAAAGACCAGCAAAGGUCAAACAAGCCCGGGGAAGUGCAGAUGUUCAGCCAGUCAGAGCUGAGGACCAUCGAGCAGUCUUUACUUGCUACACGUGUGGGGAGCAUCGCUGAACUCAGUGACCUGGUGUCUCGAGCGAUGCACCACCUCCAGCCCCUCAACGCCAAGCAGCAUGGGAACGGGACGCCGAUGCACCAGAAGCAGGGAUCGCUCUACUGGGAGCCGGAGGCUCUGUACACCCUCUGCUACUUCAUGCACUGCCCACAGAUGGAGUGGGAAAACCCCAACGUGGAACCGUCAAAAGUCACACUGCAGACCGAGAGGCCGUUCAUUGUGCUGCCUCCCCUGAUGGAGUGGAUACGGGUUGCCGUGGCUCACGCGGGGCACCGACGCAGUUUCUCGGUGGACAGUGAUGACGUACGGCAGGCAGCGAGGCUCUUACUGCCGGGAGUUGACUGCGAACCUCGACAGUUAAAAAUCGACGACUGUUUUUGUGCAUCUCGGAAACUGGAUGCGGUUGCCACUGAAGCGAAGUUCAAGCAGGACCUGGGUUUCCGGAUGCUCAACUGUGGCCGAACGGAUCUGGUUAAACAAGCCAUAUCCUUGCUGGGGCCGGAUGGGAUUAACAGCAUGAGUGAACAGGGCAUGACUCCACUGAUGUAUGCUUGUGUCAGGGGUGAUGAGGCUAUGGUGCAGAUGCUGCUAGAUGCUGGAGCAGAUCUGAAUGCUGAGGUUGUCAGUACUGCUCAUAAAUACCCAUCCGUCCACCCUGAGACCCGCCAUUGGACAGCUCUGACAUUUGCUGUGUUGCAUGGACAUAUUCCUGUAGUUCAGCUGUUGCUGGAUGCUGGAGCAAAGGUAGAAGGUUCCUUGGAGCAUGGAGAGGAAAAUUACUCUGAAACUCCUUUACAGUUGGCAGCAGCUGCUGGAAAUUUUGAACUGGUCAGUUUGCUGUUAGAGCGAGGAGCUGAUCCCAUGAUAGGAACAAUGUACAGGAAUGGCAUUUCCAUGACUCCACAAGGUGACAUGAACUCUUUCAGUCAGGCUGCUGCACAUGGACACAGGAACGUCUUUCGUAAGCUGCUUGCUCAGCCGGAGAAGGAGAAGAGUGAUAUUCUGUCGCUAGAGGAGAUCCUGGCGGAGGGGACAGACUUGCCUGACUCGGCGGCAGCUCCACUCUGUGCCAGCCGCAACAGCAAGGCCAAGCUGAAAGCCCUGAAGGAGGCCAUGUACCACAGCGCUGAGCACGGCUACGUGGAUGUGACCAUUGACAUACGGAGCAUAGGUGUUCCUUGGACGCUGCACACGUGGCUGGAGUCCUUGCGCACAUCCUUCCAGCAGCACCGACGACCCCUUAUCCAGUGCUUGCUAAAGGAAUUCAAGUCCAUUCAGGAAGAAGAGUACACAGAGGAGCUCAUCACACAAGGGUUGCCUCUGAUGUUUGAGAUACUGAAAGCCAGCAAGAACGAAGUGAUCAGCCAGCAGCUCUCUGUCAUUUUCACUCAUUGCUAUGGACCCUACCCUAUUCCAAAGCUCGUUGAAAUUAAGCGCAAGCAGACCUCUCGCCUAGAUCCCCAUUUUCUUAACAACAAAGAGAUGUCUGAUGUUACAUUUCUGGUGGAAGGAAGACCGUUUUAUGCACAUAGAGUGUUGCUAUUUACUGCAUCGCCAAGGUUUAAAGCAUUGCUGUCUAGCAAGCCCUCAUCUGAUAGUACUUGUAUUGAGAUCAACUAUGUGAAGUACCCCAUCUUUCAGCUGGUUAUGCAGUAUCUUUAUUAUGGAGGUGCAGAGUCACUCCUGAUUAAAAAUAAUGAAAUUAUGGAGCUUCUCUCUGCUGCUAAAUUUUUCCAGCUUGAAGCUUUACAACGACACUGUGAGAUCAUUUGCGCAAAAAGCAUUAAUACAGAAAACUGCGUGGAUAUUUAUAAUCAUGCCAAGUUUCUCGGAGUCACAGAACUAUCUUCCUAUUGUGAAGGCUACUUUCUAAAAAAUAUGAUGGUCCUCAUUGAAAACGAAGCUUUCAAACAGCUGUUGUAUGACAAGAAUGGAGAAACAUCUGGUCAAAAUGUACUACAGGACUUACAGAGGACGUUGGCCACAAGGAUUCAAUCAAUUCAUUUGUCUUCUUCAAAGGGCUCCAUUGUGUAAAGCUGAGGAAGACGGGUAACCCUCUAACAAAGACCCUGCAAGUUAAGUCUGCUGUUGCAGUUGCUGAAACCCAUUGCAGUUGCUUAAACAACUACAAAAAAAAAUAAAUUCUAUUUCACGUCCAAAUAGUUCUGUGUUGGCCAAAGGUGCUGCGCUGGGGCUGUGGUCCCAUUUGGAUGAGGGAAUACAGAAAACAAAGCUCCUCUGUGUUUUUGAGCAAACGGGGUACAAGAGUAUCCAGUGAAUCGCUGUUGUACUCAGAUUCUGAACACACGUGUGUGGUCGUGGAGCUUGGUGCCAACAAAAGCCAGAACUCUCAUCAGUGAACAGCAGAAGCCCCUGCCUGAGCGGUGGUGCCGGGGGACACCCGAAUUGACCUAUUAAUCAUUUAAAGCGGAUUUGUUCCGGUGUUACACGUUUAAGAACUGUAUCUAUCCUGGAGUCCAUUAUCUCGUGCAUUUAAGAAAUGUAAAACUGUUGUUGCUGUCGAGCAAAGAUCAACUGUAUUAGAGAAUGGGUAAGACUGUUACAGCUGAGGAAAUAUACUGACAGAUUUUUAGGGGUGGGAACUUUUUAAAUUGUUCAUAAAAAAUAAUGGGGUGGCCUUGUAGUUUAAAAACUAUUUCUUAAGCUUAAAAUUUCAUUUUUGACAGAGCUGUGUUUGAGAAUCUAUGUAACAUGUUUUGGGUUUUUUUUAAUGGUAAAAUGUACAUUGUGUAAACAUACAUAUGCUCAAGUUUUGCUUGUAUUCUUUCCUAGGGUGGUAUAAUCUUGCCUAAGAGGCUAUGGUUACACCAAAGAGGUACAUUACCCAGACUAUCUCUAAUACAGUAGUUGGGGGGGCAGGAGAACUGCAUGCUACUCGUGAUUUGGGGUUAAAAACAAUGACAAACUCAACACGCAUUUGCAUGGUAACUGUACCUGUGAAAUGUUGCGUUCGUGCUUUGUUUUGCCAAGACAAAUGCAAUGUUACUUCUUGUCAAACUUCAUUUGUGAAAUUAGCAUAUUUUUUUAUUUGGUGCGAUGGGUUGUGAUAUGAUACCCCUGGAGACCCUUCUCGAGAUGCUGAUUUCUGUUUUGUUGCAGUGAAGGGAUAAUAACAGAUCUUUAUUUCAGUAACGUGUCAAUACUUUGCUAAUGGCCAGAGUUUGUGUCAGAGUUAGACUUUUUAAAUUAUAAUUAAAUAUGUACUAUAGA
Antrostomus carolinensis (chuck-will's-widow) is the source of this 3369-nucleotide messenger RNA. It is a transcript of the gene ABTB3, whose product is annotated as ankyrin repeat and BTB domain containing 3. The record is from RefSeq and is a predicted model, not a curated record. Gene Ontology annotation, molecular function: protein binding. Lineage: Eukaryota; Metazoa; Chordata; Aves; Caprimulgiformes; Caprimulgidae. The coding region runs from base 67 to 2172 and encodes 701 amino acids. The transcript is spliced from 16 exons.